GUAAAGUAUGUGUACAGAACUUCACCGCAAAUGUUUUAAGACAAGUGAACGUUUUAUGACAAGUACAUCUGAAAGAAGUUCAGCAAGGAAUAAUAUUCAGCACACCUUGAAAAACUGUGCCCAUAAGUGCCAAGCAAAUUUGAAAAGGAACUAGCUGGGAGUCUAUACAUAGAUAAAGAGUCUAUUCUUCUGCAGUUUCACUGAUUAAAUAUAAAGACAAAUACAACAUCAGCAGAAUAACUACAGACCCUGGUGCUUCUUACAUAUUUGUGUUACGGUCCUCAGAACUGAUACUUUACUUAGCCUGUUUAGGACUCCUUUAAUUGUAUAUACAAUAAAACCGAGUAGCACUGUGUUGCUGUUAUUCACUAAAAUAAUUGAAUGUUAAGACAUUUGCCAAAAUGAGUGCAGAAGGAUACCAGUACAGAGCUUUAUACGAUUACAAAAAAGAACGAGAAGAAGACAUUGACUUGCACUUGGGAGAUAUUUUAACUGUGAAUAAAGGUACUUUAGUUGCCCUUGGAUUCAGUGAUGGGGAAGAAGCAAAACCUGAGGAAAUUGGUUGGUUGAAUGGUUAUAACGAAACUACUGGAGAAAGAGGGGACUUCCCAGGAACUUAUGUAGAAUAUAUUGGAAGAAAAAAACUUUCUCCCCCAACUCCAAAGCCUCGUCCUGUUCGACCUCUUCCUGUGGCACCAAGUCCUGCAAGAAUAGGAACAGACAAUGAUCAACCAGCGUUCACACUUCCAGAUCUUUCAGAGCAGUUUUCGCCACCUGAAAUUGCCCCUCCCCUCCUUGCCAAGUUAGUGGAAGUCAUUGAAAGAAAAGGUCUGGAAUGUUCAACGUUGUAUAGGUCACAAGGGUCAAGCAGCACUGGUGAAUUAAGACAAAUUAUUGAGUGUGAUAUUUCUACAGUGGAUUUUGAUGCCAUUGAUCUGCAGAUUUUAUCAGAUGCUUUGAAGAGGUACUUUCUCGAUUUGCCAAAUCCAGUCAUUCCAGCAUCUGUUUACAAUGAAAUGCUUUCUAUAGCACAAGAAGUCCAGAACUCAGAGGAAUAUGCUCAAGUGCUGAAGAGGCUCAUCAGAUCACCUAAUAUACCUCAACAGAAUUGGCUCACACUCCAAUAUCUUCUCAAACAUUUCUCCAGACUAUGUCAGACCUCUGCCAAAAAUCUUUUGAAUGCAAGAUCCCUAGCUGAAAUUUUCAGCCUUCUGCUGUUCAGGACCCCAGUAGCAAGCUCUGACAGUACUGAAUACCACAUAAAAAUCCUGGAAGUGUUAAUUACAAGUGAAUGGAAUGAGAGACAACCUGCACCAGCACUGCCUCCUAAACCUCCAAAGCCUAAUACUGUAACAAAUAACGGUAUGAAUAACAACAUGUCUCUGCAAGAUGCUGAAUGGUACUGGGGAGAUAUCUCAAGGGAAGAAGUCAAUGAGAAGCUUCGUGACACUGCUGAUGGUACAUUCCUGGUACGAGAUGCCUCCACCAAAAUGCAUGGGGACUAUACACUUACACUAAGGAAGGGAGGAAAUAAUAAAUUAAUCAAAAUAUUCCACCGAGAUGGGAAAUAUGGCUUUUCAGAUCCAUUAACGUUCAAUUCUGUGGUUGAACUAAUAAACCACUAUCGGAAUGAGUCUUUAGCUCAAUAUAAUCCAAAACUGGAUGUUAAGUUGCUCUACCCAGUAUCCAAGUAUCAACAGGAUCAAGUGGUUAAAGAGGAUAGCAUUGAAGCAGUUGGAAAGAAAUUACAUGAAUAUAAUAUCCAGUUCCAAGAGAAGAAUAGAGAGUAUGACAGGCUCUAUGAAGACUACACAAGAACAUCUCAGGAAAUUCAAAUGAAAAGAACUGCUAUUGAAGCAUUUAAUGAAACCAUUAAAAUAUUUGAAGAACAGUGCCAAACGCAGGAAAGAUACAGCAAAGAAUAUAUCGAAAAAUUUAAACGGGAAGGAAAUGAGAAAGAAAUACAAAGAAUUAUGCACAACUAUGAAAAACUCAAAUCUCGAAUCAGUGAAAUUGUGGACAGUCGGCAUAGACUAGAAGAGGAUUUAAAGAAGCAAGCUGCUGAAUACAGGGAAAUUGACAAACGCAUGAACAGCAUUAAACCAGAUCUCAUACAGCUCAGAAAGACUAGAGACCAGUACUUGAUGUGGCUGACUCAGAAGGGUGUACGGCAAAAGAAAUUGAACGAGUGGCUUGGCAAUGAAAACACAGAAGACCAAUACUCUAUGGUGGAAGAUGACGAGGAUUUGCCUCAUCAUGAUGAGCGAACAUGGAAUGUGGGAAAUAUCAACAGAAGCCAAGCUGAAAAUUUACUACGUGGAAAGCGGGAUGGAACAUUCCUUGUUCGGGAAAGUAGCAAACAGGGUUGCUAUGCCUGCUCUGUCGUUGUGGAUGGUGAAGUGAAGCACUGUGUCAUCAACAAAACGCCUACUGGGUAUGGAUUUGCAGAGCCAUAUAAUUUGUACAACUCGCUGAAAGAACUGGUGCUACAUUAUCAACACACAUCGCUAGUGCAGCACAAUGACUCUCUCAAUGUCACACUAGCCUAUCCAGUAUAUGCGCAGCAGAGGCGAUGAAGAUGUUAAUACUUUGGGUUUUGUCUCUUUUUAUGAAACACCCACAAAGAUAAUUCAACAAUCCUGAGGCCUCUGGGUAGAGAAGGCUCUUGAGUUGGAGCUAAGGCGUCAAAGCCAUCUGUCUUGAGAUGGGACUGAAGCUUUCUUCACAACCGCAGUGGGAGAGAUCGCAGUUGGAGAGCUGUGAACACACAUUUCUAAUCUAAAGUGCUUUUUUAAUUAAAAAAAAAACCUAAGCUAAGGAAAAAAGAAAUCACAACAAGAGAGAAGUGCUACACCUGUCUCCCUGCAGGGACAUAGAGGCCUUUAACCAUGGUGCUUGUUGACCAUCCCCUUGAAGCUUUAAGAGCUUCGAAUGUUGGAACUCUGAAGACCGCAAAGUUGCAGCAGGGGCUGUGGAAAUGGCAGCAGAAUUUCUCAGUCAUGACUUGGGUGAUGCAGCCGUGUGCAGUGGAUGCAGACGCCCAGCAUUGUGGAUUGCUGGUUUUCUGGUGAAUGAUAUGUAGCAGAAUGGCACUUUCGUUUUGAAGGGACACUUUAAAAGACUUGACGUUGUGUUCAUCAGAGGAAUGGACACGGUAACAGAAGUGCCAGGAAGUGUUUUUGUUUAGACAUUUAAAAUCCUGAUUUAAGAAGAUAUUUAAGACUGAAAAAACUGGACUUUUAUGGCAUACAGUAUAAUAUGUACAUAGUUCUGGAUGACUAACUAUCAUAGAUAGAUACUGUCAGUACCAAACUCAUUCUGUUCAUUAUUUGUUUUUCCAAAGCUGAAUCCUUACACUGCUAUGCAAUACUUCAUUUUCUAUAGAGUGUAUUUGUCUCAAGUGUAACUAGAGGAUAAGCUUUUUUCUAUUUUUUUCCUUUUUGUCAUCUCAAAAUGUUCACUUAAUUCAUAUUUUGUGCUGUUUUUCAUUUUGUUCAUUCUCUCCCCCUCCCCUUUUUUAUUUUAAAAGGAAAUGUACAGGACAUCAGUAAAAGUUGGCUUCAGAAUUAAAACUAUGAACUAUUUUACCAGGGUCUUUCCCCUUUGUGUAGAUUAUUGGGCUGCUAGCUCAAGGUUAAAAUUCAAGAUUUCCUUUUCAACUAAAUAUUUUGUUGGGCAGUGCCUGAUAAGCUUCAAAACUGCUUUAUUCAAUAAAAAUAUAUGAACAUUGCAAAGUAUCACUGAGUCUAGCAAUAUUGUUUGAAAAAUAUCUUCCGAUUAUGGUAUCCCAGUACAUUUGAUUCAGUUUUAGAUUUCUGUCCUGGUUGUGCUUGUAUUUAGGAGAUGUUUCCAUCUUAUUUUGAAUGCUGCAGAUAAAGAGAUGGGAAAUAUUGACUACUAGAGUAGUUAAAUCAAAUUUAAUACUUCAAACUUAGUCAUGUGAAUUUUUUACCAACAGUUCUAGACACUGCAUCAAGAUACCUUUCAUAUCACGUGGGAGACUAUUUUUGGUUGGGUUUUGUUCGUUUUUACGUCUGUGCAUAUGGCUUCUAUUUUUCAUAUUGUUCUGAAUAGCAGAAUAAGAAUAAUUUUAGGAAGUCCUGUUUCUGUGACAUCUAUUUCCCACAAUUAAUCUUUUGUUACUUUUAUAUCUAUUAAGUGAAAAACAAAGGUUGUCAUCUGAAAGGGCAAACAAAUAAAAUACCAAUGGAGUAAAAGUAAUGAAAGAAGCAUAAAACCUCAGUGUUAGUAUUGCACCAAAUUCUGCAUUUCUUGAACAACACAAUAAAAAUCAUGCUUGCAUUUUAUGUUUUACAGAUUAGUGUUAAGGAACUCUGGAAGAUCUUUUUUUAGUGAAUAAGCAAACAGAAAAUAGAUUUGUGGAGCUCUUUAUGUUUUUGACCCUUUAGGCAAUCUAUGCUUCUUAAAAUGAGGCAUUAAGGACUACUUGUAGAUAUAUUUUUAUCGUUCAGUAACAUUAUGAAUAAAUUAGUUUGGUUCCCUGUUUUUAUUUACCGGUAUCUUUUAUAUCUGAUGGUGUGUGAGAAGUUUGUUUAUAACUUGUUGACUUUGCUUUCCUGGGGAAUGUAGUUUAUUUCAGCAUACUUCAGGACUGAGUUCGAACCCUCUUUGCAUGCUAGUGGGGAGCUUUAAGAUAGGCUUCAGUAGGAGUUAGGGUUGCAACUGCAGGCUGAAAACUUUAAUCCUCUUGCACUGGACUAGUCUUACUAGAGUCAAUGAAACUAUUCCAGGCCUACCCAGGAGGAAGUGGACUGAGAAUUUCAUUUCACCUCUUGGAGCAAAGACCAACUCAAACACCAGUUUAAUCCAUUCGUUUCUUCUUCCCCACUAGACUUCUCCAGAGUAGAAAAAACAUGCACAUUGCUCUGAUUAUUGUUCUUGAAGGGCAAAUUUUGACAGGUCACUGAAUAGCAAAUAAAUUACAAUUGUAAUAUGACCAAAAUGCACUUUGAUAGAGAGGUGAAUGUGCAUCACUGGGCACCCACACCUGUCUUAUUGUCAAACAGACAGUUAACACUGUCAGUUCUGAUCACUUCUUUAGAGGGAAAAUGAAAGUGAAUGUAGGUCCCUUUGGAGAGAGAAAGAUGGGGCCAGGAUUCAGUCCUCCCACCCCCAGCUGACCAGCACUGUUCAAUUUUGACAGUAUUGAUCAUUUGUUUGGUGCUGUGCACCAUUGCCAAUCUUGUAUUGGGAACCACAUUUGCAGCCUCUACAGCUGUGUUGGAUGCAGUGGUUGAGCUUUGGGAACUCCAUGCACAACCCCCUUUUUAGUGUGUGGUUUCCUAUCCAGCGGUGUACAAAAACCUACUUCUGUGCAUGUAUCUUCCUCUCUGGUUCUGGAUGUAGAGAGAUAAAACCAAAACUCUUGAGCUACAACAAUAACUUAACAGGGCUUCUGGAAUAUGAACUGCCAUGUUUAUAUCAUGAAUACAGCUACUACAGACAAAACAAGUUAUGGGUUCCUUAACUUGAGGCUUAGGUUCGUGAUCUCUGGUGUACUUCUAUAUAUAAAUAUAUAUCUGUGUGU
This is a messenger RNA of Elgaria multicarinata webbii, 5548 nucleotides long. It is a transcript of the gene PIK3R1, whose product is annotated as phosphoinositide-3-kinase regulatory subunit 1. The record is from RefSeq and is a predicted model, not a curated record. Gene Ontology annotation, cellular component: phosphatidylinositol 3-kinase complex. Gene Ontology annotation, biological process: phosphatidylinositol phosphate biosynthetic process; insulin receptor signaling pathway. Lineage: Eukaryota; Metazoa; Chordata; Lepidosauria; Squamata; Anguidae. Gene Ontology annotation, molecular function: protein binding; 1-phosphatidylinositol-3-kinase regulator activity. The coding region runs from base 402 to 2576 and encodes 724 amino acids. The transcript is spliced from 15 exons.